AUGCAGCUUGCAGAGAACAAGGACAUUAUUCACGAAAAAAACUGUGUGAUUCGUCAACUGCGAGCUGAAAGAGAGGCGAGCAAAUUGGAAUUUCUUACACACAGGAAGCGAAUCGAAGAGUUGGAACAACUGCUAGAUGAGAAAACUGAACAGUUGAACAACGUGAAAACAGCUGAAGAACAAUAUGACAUUGUACUUCGUUCUUUACAACAGGACGUGAAGAGUAAAAAUGAGAAAAUAUUGCAUUUACAAAGCCAAAUAAGAACUACCGAGCAGAAGUAUGAUGAAAGUGUGAAGCAGUCGGAGACAAGGUGCAAUCAGUUACGUAAAGGUAUUGAGGAAAUUGCUGCCUUGCUGGAUUGUGAACCUGUCCUGGAAAAUUGUCUUAUUAAGCUGACCGAAUGUUUGCGAACCCAAUCACUGUACCAAACGAAAAUCACACAAAAGACCGAUCAGAUUGAAUCAUUUGAAUUUGAACAACGUGCAGCCCGGGAGACUGUUCUACGCUUGUCCGGAGAAUUAAAUAAGGAGCAGCAAGAGAAGGAAGCUUUGAAAGCACAAGUUCAAUCCUUGCAAACCGUACGUCCGUGGUGCGAUUGA
This is a messenger RNA of Echinostoma caproni, 600 nucleotides long. NCBI's taxonomy places the organism in Eukaryota, Metazoa, Platyhelminthes, Trematoda, Plagiorchiida, Echinostomatidae. The record is from the annotation of a GenBank genome assembly.